GUAAAAAAAAAAUCUCGAAAAAAAAUAUAGUUUUUUCUGAUCAAUUUAAACUUUAAGGAAUCUCAAACGUGGCGAACAGCAGCUGCAGACACAAAGUCUCAUCAUGAUCUUUCAAAUUUUCCUCCUCGAUGUGAAAGGAAAGGUGCUAAUCUCAAGAAAUUAUCGUGGAGAAAUUGACUCGUCUCUGAUUGAUAAAUUUAUGCCAUUGUUGAUGGAAAAAGAGGAGGAAGGCCUCGUGACGCCAAUAAUCCAAACCAACGAGUGCACCUUCGCCUACAUCAAAACCAAUAAUCUCUACAUCGUGUCAACAACCAAAAAGAAUGCAAAUAUUGCUCUAGUAUUCACAAUGCUCCAUAAAAUCGUCCAAGUAUUUACCGAGUAUUUUAAGGAAUUUGAAGAGGAAUCAAUUCGUGAUAAUUUUGUCAUAAUUUAUGAGCUGCUCGAUGAGCUGAUAGACUUUGGAUAUCCACAAACCACAGACAGUAAAAUCUUACAAGAAUUCAUCACACAAGAAGGUCACAAGCUUGAAAUUCAACCGCGAAUUCCAAUGGCUGUAACUAAUGCAGUCUCAUGGCGAUCUGAAGGCAUCAAGUACCGAAAAAAUGAAGUGUUCCUUGACGUCAUUGAAAGUGUUAAUCUCCUCGCAAAUGCCAAUGGAAAUGUUCUUCGUAGUGAAAUUGUUGGUGCUAUAAAGAUGCGUGUUUAUUUAUCAGGAAUGCCUGAACUACGUCUUGGACUUAACGACAAAGUCCUCUUCGAGUCAACUGGACGUGGCAAGUCAAAGUCAAUUGAACUUGAGGAUGUUAAAUUCCAUCAAUGUGUGCGACUGUCGAGGUUCGAAAAUGACCGAACAAUAAGCUUCAUUCCACCCGAUGGAGAGUUUGAGCUCAUGACAUACCGCAAUAGUGCUCACAUGAAACCACUAAUCUGGAUAGAGUCUGUCAUUGAAAGACAUGCACAUAGUCGUGUAGAGUACAUGAUUAAGGCCAAAUCACAAUUCAAAAGACGAUCGACAGCAAACAAUGUUGAAAUAAUCAUUCCAGUUCCAAAUGAUGCAGACAGUCCAAAGUUUAAGACGACAAUUGGUAGUGUCAAGUACACGCCAGAACAGAAUGCAAUCACAUGGACAAUUAAGUCAUUUCCAGGUGGUAAAGAGUUCCUGAUGCGAGCACAUUUUGGAUUGCCGUCGGUUGAGUGUGAGGAUAGUGAAGGCAAGCCACCGAUUCAAGUGAAAUUUGAAAUUCCAUAUUUUACGACAUCGGGGAUACAAGUGAGGUAUUUGAAAAUUAUUGAGAAAAGUGGGUAUCAGGCAUUGCCGUGGGUUAGGUACAUCACACAGAAUGGGGAUUAUCAGUUGAGGACGAAUUAAGAUUGAUGAAGAUUGAGGUUAAUUUAUUGAAAGGUAUUUAGGUUACGAUGAUAAAUUUUGAGGCAAGAGUCAAAAAUUUUGAAGUUAUGAUUAAAAAUUUUGAGGUUAUGAUUCAAAGUUUUGAGGUUAGUUUCAAACAUUUUGAAGUUUUAAUCCCAAGUUUUGAGGUUAAGAAUCAACAUUUUAAGGUUUUAAUCCAAAGUUUUGAGGUUAGGUUCAAACAUUUUGAGGUUAUGAUUCGAAGUUUUCAGGUUAUGAUUCAAAGAUUUGAGGUUAGAUUCAAAAUUUUGAGGUUAUGAAUCAUUGUUUUGAGGUUAUGAUUCAAAGUUUUGAGGUUAGUUUCAAACAUUUUGAAGUUUUAAUCCCAAGUUUUGAGGUUAGGAAUCAACAUUUUAGGUUUUAAUCCAAAGUUUUGAGGUUAGGUUCAAACAUUUUGAGGU
This is a messenger RNA of Chironomus riparius, 1809 nucleotides long. Lineage: Eukaryota; Metazoa; Arthropoda; Insecta; Diptera; Chironomidae. The record is from the annotation of a GenBank genome assembly.